Haliotis rufescens (red abalone) is the source of this 1355-nucleotide messenger RNA. RefSeq lists its product as uncharacterized. NCBI's taxonomy places the organism in Eukaryota, Metazoa, Mollusca, Gastropoda, Lepetellida, Haliotidae. Gene Ontology annotation, cellular component: mitochondrion. The transcript is spliced from 3 exons. Bases 147 to 956 code for a protein of 269 amino acids. The record is from RefSeq and is a predicted model, not a curated record.
GUUAUAAACACUACAGACAGGACCCAGUGGCCUUUAGAUUGCAUGACAUGAGGCAUGUGGAGCUAGAGGUCGAAGUUAGCCUGGAAAACAAUCCUGAUUAGAAUCUGUCUAGUGUCGAUAAGGUAGCACAUGCCAGCGCAGUAACGAUGGCAUCAUUUCGAUGCAUAGCUCUCACGCCAAACUUGAGGUUUAUUGUCAAAAGUUACUCAUCAGGUUUUACGAACAAUCUUCCAAAGCUUUUGGACGUUGGAGUUUGUGCAGCAUUUCCAAGCACUGUGAACAGUCAGUUCAUUUCGUCAAGAAACUUGUCAACAUCGCCAUUGUUGCAAUCAAGUCUUCUUCAUGACAGUCAAGGCUUGUUUUCCCCUUUCUCUAAACAGUCAGUCCUAGAUACUCUGCCUGUUGGUGUGAGUCACUUUAGCACCAGUCACAAGUUGGUUGCGAAUGAGAAAGGAACAGAUGAGACUAAAACCCAGAAAGUAGGUGAGGAAAAAGAUGACAGUACACUGACAGUGUUCCAGCGAUUCAAGAAAACCUAUAGAGAGCAUGGGAAGAUCCUAAUAGGUGUGCACUGUGUGACUUCUGUGGUCUGGUUCGGUUCCUUCUACAUGGCUGCAGUCAGUGGAGUAGACAUUGUGCCACUGAUGGAACAACUGGGACUGAGCGAGACUCUGAUUAAACCCUUCCGCGCCGGGGGCCUAGGGUUCGUGGCCUUGGCCUACCUGAUGUAUAAGCUGGCCACACCCGCCCGCUACACAUUGACUCUUGGGGGGACCAACAUGGCCAUACGCUAUAUGCGUCGGUCAGGAAAAAUGGAACCCAUCGCAGAAGGCGAAAAGAUCAGGAACCUGUACAAAGCUGGCAAAGUGGAAUUCAAAGAUCGUCAGUUGACUUUCAGAGAAAGACGGAGUGUUAUAAUUAGGAACCGGAAAUUAUCUCGAGAUAAAGAAUCGUGAUAUUCAUGGAAAAAUGUAUCAUCUUGGUGAAAACAAACAUUGUUUAUUCUCUGAAACACAUUAUCAGCACAAUGCCAAAAUAUAUCUGUAUUACAAUUCUGCUUUUUCAGCUUUUUGUCUCAAUCAUGGAGGCCUGUUUUUUAUUUGGAAGACUACCUAUCUUGUAUGCAAGGAGUUGCUACUUAUGCUGCCAAUUAGUAAUGGAAUGAAAAUGGUGAUAUAAUUGAAUCUGUCUAAAACAGGCUUGUGUGGGACUGGGGAACAAGGUGUGUCAAUUACCGUAUUUGACGUAAUAAGUGCCCAGGGAGCUCUCAAAAUUAGAAAUAGGGGGCUCUUAUUAGAAUGUUAUUUUGGGGGAAAAAAACAGGGUUGAAAGAUAAAUUUCGUGGUUUAUGCUGA